This is a messenger RNA of Gadus chalcogrammus (walleye pollock), 1420 nucleotides long. Its product is annotated as caspase-8-like. Gene Ontology annotation, molecular function: cysteine-type endopeptidase activity. The transcript is spliced from 5 exons. Bases 10 to 1203 code for a protein of 397 amino acids. NCBI's taxonomy places the organism in Eukaryota, Metazoa, Chordata, Actinopteri, Gadiformes, Gadidae. Gene Ontology annotation, biological process: proteolysis; regulation of apoptotic process. The record is from RefSeq and is a predicted model, not a curated record.
GCUUCAAGAAUGGCACACAAUAACGCCAUUGUACGGAACAAGACAAUCAUUCAAGAAAUUCUAUCCGCAGAUCCCCAAUUCAUACUCGACAAAGUGAUAGAGAAAAAACUGAUAACCGGCCGCGAAUACACAAUAAUAAAAACCAUCAGUAAGGGGAACGCAGAGGAUCUUGUUAUCAAGCUCGUGGACACGCUGAUCAACAAAGGAGUCCAAAUACAAUCAGAGUUCAUUGGUAUUCUACAGGAUGAGAUCGUCCUAGAAACGUAUCCCAGGCUUAAAGACGUGGAAUGGGGAGACAGUGGAUCUACCGCCUCAUCGAGCAGUUUAAAACGCUCCGCUGAGAGGAGUUUGAGUAAAGAUGCACCAGAGACCAAAAGCCAAAAGACGGAUGACAAAUAUCCGAUAACCAGCAAACCCACCGGUCUCUGUGUGAUCAUUAACAACGAGAACUUCCAUGACAAAACUAAUAGAAGUGGAACAGAGAAGGACGCUGAAAGCCUGGCCGACGUGUUCAGCUGGCUUGGCUUCCAGGUGCUGAUGUGUAAGGACCAAGCGGCGAGCGACAUGGCCCAGGUCACGAAGCUGCUGGCGGACCUGGAGGACCUGGCGGGGCUGAAGACGUUCAAGCUGGAGGUGUUGUCCGACGGCAGGUUCACCCCACUGAGCGUGCUCCCGCAGCACGGCGACGCCUUCGUCUGCUGCGUCCUGAGUCAUGGCGAAGAGAAGGUGGUCUUGGGCGUCGACCGCAAGCUGCUGGCCAUCAGCGACAUCACCUCGGCUUUCAACGGAGAACACUGCCCGGCUCUGCUUGGGAAGCCCAAGGUGUUCUUCAUCCAGGCCUGCCAGGGGCAUAGUCUCCAGGCAGGAUUUGCUGUGGAUGACUCUAUUUCUCAGAGGCAGAUGAAGGAAGACUAUCACCCGAUAGGCGCUGAUUUCCUGGUUUCCAAGGCCACGGUUGGAAAGUACCAAUCACUUAGACACCCUAUAAGCGGCAGCAUUUUCAUCCAGUCUCUGUGUGAGCAACUUCGCAAGGGAUGCAACAGGGGUGAAGAUAUCUUGGAGAUUCUUGUCCGCGUAAACGCUGACGUAAGCAAGAAAGAUUUUGUUAAAACAAAAGAUCAGGAGAAGGUAUGGAAGCAGAUGCCUGAAUUUGGAAAUGUGACCCUGAACCGCAAACUUGUGUUCUCGCCGUGUUCCAGCUGAGAAAACAAAACAAGGCUGGCACAUAGACCACAACACACAUUUCUAACAGUUUCCUUUGUUCUUUCCAUCCUUUAUUCAAUCACAAAAUACAUUACACACACACAACUUGUGUUUUUAAGUUUUUCCUUUUAGGAGGAAGAUUUUUUUAAAGUACACAAUUUACUUUUUAUACUCUUUUAUAAGCCUUACUUUCCUUGGUUUUUACGGUGUGAACUGU